GUGUUAACGGACCACGAACGAGCGCUCACAGCUGAGGCGAAUGCGAGUGGCAGCACGCGCCCGCUGUCACGCCCGCCAGCGGGCGCACCGCUGCCGCCAGGCAGCUUGUUCGUGGUGCACGAGCCGCAGGCACUGUCGCCGGUGCAACGGGAGCACCGUGCGCGACGGCCGCAGUCUCUUUCAGGACUGCCUGCAGAAGCCGCACAGCGUGCAGGCGCAGCAGCACUAGCAGCGGCGGCGGCAGGGGCGGAGGUGGCGGCAGCAUUCAGCAACUGCGGCCAGAACGUGACACAUAUGCAGGGCAUAGACGACGUUGACUUGUCGCCAACGCCAGCAGAUUCGCCGGCGUUGCGCGCGGUGUUUCAGGACGCCUGCGCCGACGAGCGUGCCCUGCAGCUGCUGCUGGACGGAUGGCCACUCGCGUCAUGCACGGAGCAGGCCCCGCAGUCAGACUAUCAGCCGGAGUGGCCGCUGCGCGUGCACGUGAAUCGGUUUCCUAACGGCACGGGCGCAUGCCCGACCGGCAUGCAGAUGCUCAGCUGGAUCCAGCUGCAGCUGCAGCGAUGGUACCCACCAGCGCCGGACGGCACCGAAGACUGCAGCGCCCAGGCACCACACUUCAUUCUGGACAUGUUUGACGCGUGGCAGCGGCACACAGUCAACCAGCAGGUGGCGGUGCGCUUCAAGCUGGACCCGCAGCUCAUCAUGAGCCUCGGCGACAUGGGGCCGGACACGCUGGUGGAGGCAGCCGACGUGCUUGCAGCAGGCCUAUCACGGACGGAGCAGGCCCAGCGGCUGCACGGAUCACCACCGGAAGUGGAGCAGCUCGUGCGUGGAGCGCGCAUCACGGGCGCCCAUGUGGUGGGCUCGCCUGGCUCCUAUGCAGCACUGCGCAGCCGCGCGUACGGGCUGUGGGCUGCGUACGGCCCACCCAGCGCCAGUGUGACGCUCAACCCCGCAUCGGUGCACUCAGAUGCCACGUUCACGCUGAUGGGGCGUCCGUACACCUUCGACGUGCGGACAGGCGCGCCGCAGCAUCGGCCCAUGGCCGCGGAGCGGUGGGACCUGGUGGCGGGGCACCCGCUCGCGUGUGCCGAGUCCUUUGAGGCGUUCAUGGACGCGUUCUGCGACGUGUUCCUCGGGUGGCCAGCAGGAUCAGAUGUGCAGCAACGUAGUAACUGCCUGUUCGGGCGCGUUGACGCCUUCUUCUUCAAGUUCGAAAUGAAUCAGCGUGGAGAGCUGCACGUGCAUGGCUGUAUCUGGCAGCCAGGGCUGCAGCCAGCACGCCUGCGAAAGGCGCUAGCGGAUCCGCGGAGUUGUCCCGACGUGCUGGACUUCCUGGAGUCCGUGCAGACGCAGUGGUUCGCCUCGCCGCUGCUGUUCAGCGGCGGCGAGCGACCGGUCCACGCUCAGAAGCUCAGCACCGAGCAGCUGCAGGAGGUGGCUGAGGCGGCUGGCAGCGAGCGCUUGACGGAGCUGCAGCGGGACGUUCUCAGGGAGGUGCUGGUGGAGGUGAAGGCCAGGGGGGCUAUGGAAGACGCAGCCGUGUCUUGUCGGCCGCCUCUACAAUGCAGCAGCUUGACUGAGGCGGAGCGGCUUGGGUUAUUUGCUGCGCACGCGGUCCUGGAGACGCUGCUGCACGCCCAUCGCGACGGCACGUGCACCACGUCACACAGCAAGCAUGCCACGGACAGCAACUGCCGCAUGCGGCUGCCUCGGAUGCUGCACUGGCUCACCACGUACCUGCACGAGCAGUCGGUGUGCGUGCAUCUCAAGCGGUAUGGCCGCUACAUGGUCUCGCAUAUGGUGGCCCUGCUGCUGGCGGUGCCUUGCAAUCACACCGUCACGUUUGCGUGUGAUGUGGGGCGCUGGCUGCGCACGCGCGAGCUAUGGGAUCAGCGGCACGAGGGCAUUCCGCGCACGGACCCUGUGUGGGAGCGACGGCCGCAGCUGCCCAGCCUUGAGCAGCUGGCCGCGGACGCAGCGGACUAUGCCCUGAAGUAUGCCACCAAGUCUGAAGCAGUGCAGGGCAGCAGGGCCCUUAUAGCUGCAGCCACUAUGCUGCGGCGGCGCAUGCACCUCAUGACCCCAGAGCAGCAGGCCGGGAUUGAGAGCGAGCACCUGCCGAUCCAGGACGUGCUGGAUCAGCUACGGCAUCCCUUCGCUGCCUUUGCGGACGCCAGCGCCUCUGCCUGGGCGCCCUGGCCUCCUACUGCAGGUGUGUCAGCUGCAGGCGAGAGCAGCACGCCGGCACAGGCGCAGUUGACGGCGGAGGUGACGGCACGCGCACAGCAGUCCGCGACUGUGGCCGCGCUGCGCACUGCGCGGCCUGUCGGCGCGGCUGCGGUGCAACGGGAGGGGAUGUUCAACCUUGCGCACGCCAUCAACCUGUUAACAGCCCAGCAGACGUUCUCCGCUCCAGCAGCGGCGCUGCUGCUGAUGCGGGGCACCGACGCGCACGAAAGCCACCAGUUCAGGGCCAUCGAUUACAGGAUGUUCUCGCAGCAUGUGCAGUCACAGCUGAAGCGCGCGGACCCGGAGCUCAGGCCCAGAGACGCCGAGCUGCGGCUUGUGCGUACAAUGGGCAGCGUUGGAGCGGGCGGGAGUGCCAGAGGGGAAGGUCAGGUUCCGGCCGCCAGCACAAUCGCUAGCGAUGUCCCAGGUUCCGGGCCCAGCGGAAGCGUGCAGCAGCUAGAGCAGCUCGCCGUUGCACCUGCUCGUUACCGGUCAUCAAGCUACCUGAAAGACUACCUGUACCGCGGCGAGGCGCUGCGCGAGCUGUCUCCUAUGAUGAUGGCCAUGUUGUUUUAUAAGCACUCGGCCGGGCCAGAUGGAGCGCAAGGGCACCAUCUGCGCCUGCAUCCCGCGCACCCAGAAUACAGUAAAUGCGUGUGGCGGCGCAGGCUGCGGCCGUACGUGCCGCAGCCGGUGUGUGACCCCGUUGUGCGGCCUGCGGACGGCGUGGACGAUCCGCAGGUACUGGAGCGCUAUGCAGUGUUUGCGCUCGCGAACUUCGCCGCCUACAGCUGUGACGACAGGCUCGAUCUCAGCAAUGGCGCAUGGGCAACUUAUCAGCGGUGCUUUGCACAGCCGGCGCACGGCCAGUCGCUGCAUGUGCGCAUCGCGUGCCGUAUGCUCGAUCACGUGGAUGGGCUUGCGCGCGUGCGAAUGCGGGCGGAGGAGCGGCGGCAGCUGCAGGCGGAGGCGGAGGGCACCGCUGAGGAUGCGGCGGAGGAGGCACUGUUGGAGGGCGUGCCGGUGGAGGGCAUGGACGACCUGGAGGCAGAGCCGCAGGAUGAUGAGGAACCCGAUGUUAGGCGCAGCGCAGCGCCCGCAGCGGAGCUCUGGCAGGGUUGUGCGCUAUCGGAAACGGAACGGGCAGGGCUGCUGCAGCGCGUUGUGCACAGCGGCCUGGGUGGCGGUCUGACUACAGAGGCGACCACCGUGGUUGCCCAGAUCCCGCGCGCCAAUGCAUGGCCAGCGGUUGGGCGUACAGCGGCGGCGGCAGUAGUGCGCAGCACGCAGGAGUGGACGCACGAGCGGCUGGCUGCAGCACAGCAACGCAUGCAUGAUUACGACCUAGGCGGGCAGUACGCCGCACAGGCGCUCGCGCAGGCGCAGGGAGCAGUGCAGCAGCAGCUGCUGCUUUACAACAGCGGCACUGCGGCAGUGACAGCGAAGCUGGUGCUCAUCUCGCCAUUGGCGGUUACCACAGCCGCCCCAGAGGUGCAGGGCGUCUGGCCUGACGCAGCGAACCCUGGUGCAGAGCCGCCGUACGUGCUUUGCCCAGAGGACUCGCAGCCGACGCCUGAAGACACAGCGCGGUUAUGGAACCUCAGCGACGACCAGCAGCAGGCAUUCAUGCUGUACGCGCAGCUCCUGCUAACAGAGGCCGCCGGCGUCCGUCAGCCCCCCGUGUGCUCGGUGCUCACGGGCAAAGCCGGCAGCGGCAAGUCGCGGGUGCUGCAGGCAUUGCUGUGGUUUGCAUACCAGCAUCGCUGCGAGUCUCUCAUUGCCCUCGUGAGCUACACGUGGCGCGCCGCGCUGCAUGACUCUACGCCAGGCGUGCUCGGCACCAGCACCACGUCCUUCUUUGCAACUGCUGGCACCUUUGGUCCGCCUCACCGCGAUCGAGUGGAGCGCAACCUCAAUGGUGUGCGCUUCAUUUUCCUAGAUGAAGGCACGUGGGUAUAGACAGCACGCACUUAUAUCACGGGCCGCUGUCAGAUUUGCAUGGCCUGCUUGUUGGCGACUUGCGUCAGUUGCCACAGCCACGGCACGUGCCGCUAUAUAGCGGUGCUGCCGAGGAGAGCUUGCGGCGGCUGCUGGCGCCGGGCGUGGGGGACGGUGGGGCCAUGGAGCGCCAGAUCCGGCAGCUGGAGCAUCCGGAGGGCAGCAUGAACCUCAUGGGGCGGGAGCUGUGGAAUAUGGUGCCGUUCGCGUUCGUUCUCACUCACCAGCAUCGGCAGCAAGCAGGCGUAGGUGACAGCGACGAACCUCUCUUCAUGCUAGCGGAGAAGUUUGGUGGCGUGCAGGAAAUCUCUCAGGCAGACCUGGACACAGCGUGCCAGCAGCUCAAUGCUCGUGUUUGGCAGCCCCCGAAGCCAGGGAUUGACCCCGUGCCCCAGCCCUUUGCAGUUGUCCAGCGCCAUGUCGUGCGGGUUCCACUGGCAUUGCAGCUCGUGCAGCUGCAUGCGCUCGCGCAGCGUCAGCAGCUGCUGCUGUGGCGUAGCGCGGACUUGUCGCCUGACGGCAGCAGCUUACCUAUUUCGCAUGUGCAUCAAUUAGAGGCGCUUGGCGGGGCCGAGGAUGAUAGCGGUGUGCCCGCUGUGUGCGCAUUCUUUGCUGGUAUUCGUUACGUAUUUACAUCAAAUGAGCAUGUGCGUCUGUAUCACAUCAACAACAACAGUGCCACAGGCACCGGCAUUGUUCUGCAUCCCAACGAGCCACCAUUGCCAGAUGCAAGCAUUGCCCCCGUGCAUGUCCUCAAGUUCGUGCCCUCAGCUGUAAUGGUGCGCCCCGACGGGCCUGAUGCGGGUCGGGUGUCUGUUGAUCAGGCCCUGGAUGUCGGGGAGAUUCCUGUUUUACCGUGCAGUGCUAUGUUCACAUCGCAGCAUGCAACCCUGCGGUUGCCUGUGAUGCGCUGGGGCUUUCGUGUGGAGCUUGCGUAUGCAGUCACCGAUUACUUUGCGCAGGGGCAAACUCUGCCACCGCACGAACUGUGGCUGGUGGAUAUGUGCAAACCGCAGCACGGUAGUUGGCGGCGGGCUUCCAUUUACGUAAUGCUCACCAGGUUUCGUGGGUUGCAUGCCUUGCAUUUAGUGCGCCCGCUGUGGGCCUCACGGGCAGAAGAGCGCCGGGUUAAAAAGGCGCUGCGUACCAUGCUAAUGCCCGAGGCAGAUCUAGCUGCAGAGUGGCAGCGGCUAUUGAGGCUCUCGCAGAGCACAGCAAUAGCGGUGCCAGGUAUGAUUGAGCGCAUUCAGGCGAGCAUGGGUGUCUCAUAACCGAGGCCUUCCAUGCAUGCAUGGUUGCAACAUCUGGCAUGUGGCGCUGAACGCUGGGUUGUCCUGCGUCCCGGCCAGCACGGAUAGCGUAGUGCUUUUAACAUGCGCGAGGUGUACUGACAGAUGACCUGGAAGCGCGGAGUACCUUGUGGAUGGUGAGUGCUGAUUGCAAUUUACAGCAGUGACUUUCUUGUUGGUGUUUGGUGUGGUGACCAUCAUGCUUGGCUUCGCUGACUGGACGUAUGUCACUGAGCUGUUUGACAGGCAGGCGUACAGUAACGUGUAUGUUCGGGUUUAGUUUCUACCUGUCCUGUCUCUGCGUGAAGCUGGGGUAUUGUUUAUCUGCUUGCUUGUCGUGCCUUGGAUUGUUGCGUGUUUACAACAGGUUGAUGUGUGGCGUGGUUAAUCCCUUGCACUUUGAUGAGGUUAUUGUUAGCCAGCUGGUGUUCGCACAGGAAAUUAGUGGUCAAUGAAUAGUCGAC
Molecule: messenger RNA, 5986 nt
Organism: Chlamydomonas reinhardtii
Lineage: Eukaryota; Viridiplantae; Chlorophyta; Chlorophyceae; Chlamydomonadales; Chlamydomonadaceae
Exons: 5
Source: RefSeq, a predicted model, not a curated record